AUGCUAGUGAAUUGGGAAGGGAUUAGAGCUUUUUUCCACAGCGUGAAACGUCCUAGAACAUUACUUCCUCACGCGAAGUUUCCUUCAUUUACAGAUGUUCCAGUUAGUAUUAGCCAACAUCUAAGCAAUGCAUACGGCCGGCCUGUUGACAUUCGAGGUAUAGUACUAGACAAGGACGAUUGUAUUACCAUACCGAAUAAACAGAACAUACCUAAUGAGAAUCUCAAGAAACUACGAGAGUUACAAAAUAAAUUCGGAAAGAGCAAUAUUUUAUUGGUUAGCAAUUCAAUAGGCUCAAAAAAGCAGGAUCCGACCGGAAAAGAUGCCGCUUAUUUUGAAGAUCGCUGGGAAAUCCCUGUACUUCGACAUUCGAAAUUAAAGCCACUUUGCGAACAAGAAGUAUGGGAGUAUUUCCAAGAAUUUACACAAGUUCAGAAUCCUUCACAGCUUUUGUUCAUUGGUGACCGACUACUCACGGACAGUACCAUGGCUAAUCGUAUGGGUGCAUGGAGUUUAUGGCUAUGUGUUGGUGUACAAGGAUCAUCAAGUUGGAUGAACAAACUUGAAGGACAUAUUUACCGGACCUUCCAACCGAUGGGUCCAAUCCUACCUCGGACGUACGAGAAAGAUAAUUAA
Messenger RNA from Schizosaccharomyces octosporus yFS286, 636 nucleotides. RefSeq lists its product as uncharacterized. Gene Ontology annotation, molecular function: phosphatidylglycerophosphatase activity. The record is from RefSeq and is a predicted model, not a curated record. NCBI's taxonomy places the organism in Eukaryota, Fungi, Ascomycota, Schizosaccharomycetes, Schizosaccharomycetales, Schizosaccharomycetaceae. The coding region runs from base 1 to 636 and encodes 211 amino acids. The transcript is spliced from 2 exons.